Molecule: messenger RNA, 2416 nt
Organism: Aedes albopictus (Asian tiger mosquito)
Lineage: Eukaryota; Metazoa; Arthropoda; Insecta; Diptera; Culicidae
Product: T-complex protein 11-like protein 1
Exons: 4
Coding region: 313-1830 (505 amino acids)
Biological process (GO): signal transduction
Source: RefSeq, a predicted model, not a curated record
UGUUUGGUCUCAAUCAGAAGCGCGAGCCAGCCAGUCAGUGCUAUAGACGAGGCAGUUGCCUAGCUUUUGCACGCGACACAGUCAGUCUUGUCUUGAUCUUUGUUCGAUACGGUUAGCUAGUUCUCCAGUUGGGUAUUCCUUUCAAGUGACUCUAUAAAGUGAAUAAGUGUGAAUACUUUUCCCUAGUGCAGUUAGCAUUGCUUGAAGUUGUAAGUAACGAACCGUUCAUUAUUCGUUGGGAUCGAGACGCGGCGGCUACCGAGAGGGAAAGCAACACGUCAACCAAGCAAGGCAGCAAGCUAAAGUAAAACCAUGCCAGCUGAUGCAUUUUCAAGAAUGGACUCAUCAGGGUCCGCAGCUGAAUCGUCGUCCUCGAGCGAGGCGAAAGACAUUCCGGCCAACAUCGAAGCUGCCAUUUUGAGGGCACGCACUGAGAGCGAAGGUUCCGAUAAAUCCGGUCCAACUCGAUUCGUCCUGCCCGGAACAUCGGCAAGCCCGCCGAAAAUUCUAACCCUAGAUGAGGUCCAGGACGCCGUCAAGAACAUCGAAAACAUGACCCUAGCUCACGAGAUUGCCAUCAACAGUGACUUCAAGUUGCAGCCGUACGAACCGCCAGAGAACUCGCUGGAGCGUAUCAUCAAGGACACCAUGCACAAGGCGUACUGGGAAGUCCUGCGAGAGCAGCUCGGUCGUCAACCCCCGUGCUACGAUAUGGCCAUCCAGCUGCUGGCCGACAUCAAGGAUGCCUUCCAGAGUGUUCUUAGCAAAAACAACGAACGUGCCCUAGCCCGGAUCAACGAGAUCCUCGAUGAAACUGUGAUACGGCAGCAGGCCGAGCAAGGCGUGCUGGAUUUCCAGGUGUACGCCAAGUUUGUGAUUCACAUUAUGGCCCUCUCGUGCGCUCCGGUGCGCGAUGAACAGAUUGCAAAGUUGAAAGAAAUCCAGGAUGUCGUAGAUCUGUUCCGGGGGAUCUUGGAGGCCUUACAGUUGAUGAAGCUGGACAUGGCCAAUUGUUUGCUGGAUGCCGCCAGGAACGACGUCAUUGCCAACUCGGUCGAAUACGAGAAACAGAAAUUUAAGCAAUUCCUCGAACUUUACAAAGACGGAUUUCCGGAAACGGAAAAAUGGCUCAAACGUAACCAAGUGCUCGAACAACACACUGCCCAAGCUGAACAGGCGGCGGCGACGGCUGGUCCGUCCGCUACCGGUAGCGAUAGUCAAAAUCGUCGCUCAAAGGAUACCAUAUUCAAUGCCUAUUUGGAACUGAUCGAUUGGAACACGGAAAACGAGUUCCCGGAAAUGCUGGAAAUGGAUCGGGAUAGAGUGAUCGGCCUGCAGGGACGUGCCUCCCGUCUAUGCACCUGCGCUUCAACGCUUGCCAUCACGUGUGCUGCCAUACCGUCGAUCGCCCAAUCUGCAGAUAUUCGCAAGAAUCUAGCCAAAGAGCUGGCAAUUUUACUGCAACACUGUAACAACACCAAGGACUUGGACGACAACAUUGAGAACAUUUGGCUCCACGUGCGGUCGGUUAUCGCUACCCGGUUGCAAGAGCUCAACCAAUCCAAGCUGGAUGAAUCGGUUGAAGGUGCGCUGAAAACGCAGAUUCUUCAAAUCGCCAAAAAGGAAUCCCCCGUACGGAAUCUAAUGUGGAAACGCCUUCUUGCUUUCAUUCAGCUGGUGCUAAGGACGAACAGUUCCAUUCCGGCGCCUCCCGGAUUCCAGGAGUUCGCUGACGAUAUCGAGGGCUUAGCCACGGCGUUCAAGCGGAUUUCCUACUACAACUAUGCCGUUUACGGAGAGUAUUACCAUGAAAUCUUGAACAAAGCGUAGACUGGGUGCGAAGCGCAUUGUCAUUGUCACACGUUAGGAUCUUCCUUAUAGUCGCAGUCGUCAUUUGCAUCUAUUUGUGUGUAGUUUUUUGUCUUUCGUACUGGUCAUUACGAAAUAGAUUAUUAUACAAAAUUAAACAUGAACAUAAUAUAUCAUCAGUAGAUAAAAUUUAGGACAUUACCCUUCGUCUGGUAUGAGCAAUUUGUAAGUUCGAAAUGUGAUAGAUUGACAGGAAUUUGUAUUCUGCUGAGGAGAGUCGAAUAACAGUUUAUAGAACAGAUUGGCGGACGGACAAGGACAACUACUAACAACGAGUUUAAUGCUUUUCCGUGUGCAGCUAGCAUACUAACAAAACAAACAAUAUGCCUGCAUACAAUUGUCGCCAAACACUGCUGAAGCUGAAAGUGCCGAGACUUACGUUAACUCGCGCCUUUAUCCUCCAACUGUUCAUCGUAGGUAAGUGUAAUCGUACUACAUACAAUAAUAAUGGAUCAAACAGUGUUCGACCGAAUACAGCAUACACUUCAUAAGUAAAUAGUUGUAGAAAUAAAUUUUACAAAAUGGUAUAUCAAAACAAUAAACGAAA